AUGAACAAGAUUCUUCUGUACUUUGCUUUAUUGAUCGUUUGUGUUGGUACGGCCAACGCUAUAAAUUGUUACUUUUGCGGCAACUGUCCGAAUCCAUUUUAUCCCUCAUCAGCUGUAUCUGUAGCACCAUCAUCGACUGGAUAUUGUGCUAAGAAAAGCCGAUCAUCGGAUUAUCGUGUUCAAGCUACGCGAGGACCUGCCGAACCUUAUCUUUGCUCAUGGUCUGGGUGCCGAUGGUCAGCUGAUGCUGGUGGCCCUCUCUUUGUUUGCUGUUGUAGAGGUAACCUUUGUAACACAGGCAGUAUGACAUCGAAAUCUACUAUUGCUGUAAUUAUUGGUACUUUGGCCCUUGUUGUUUUCAACCGAUUAUUUUAA
Adineta ricciae is the source of this 375-nucleotide messenger RNA. The record is from the annotation of a GenBank genome assembly. NCBI's taxonomy places the organism in Eukaryota, Metazoa, Rotifera, Eurotatoria, Adinetida, Adinetidae.